This is a messenger RNA of Bacidia gigantensis, 279 nucleotides long. RefSeq lists its product as uncharacterized. The transcript has 2 exons. The record is from RefSeq and is a predicted model, not a curated record. Bases 1 to 279 code for a protein of 92 amino acids. NCBI's taxonomy places the organism in Eukaryota, Fungi, Ascomycota, Lecanoromycetes, Lecanorales, Ramalinaceae.
AUGGCGCCACCAGCGAAAAGAAUACAGAGACCGAUUUCCUGGUUUCAGUACAUUCCAAAGUUUGUCUCUGGGCUCGCACUGAAACCAAACAAGGACGCUCUGAUUGAUGUUCAGAAGCAUUGUCGAUGCACCGAUGAAGUACAGGAUCCAGCGUCUCGUCCUGUUCGCUGCAUGUCCUUGAAUAUGAAGCAGAAUGUCGAGGAUGGCAAGUUUGCCAAACCCAGUGGAGAGAAUGGUGCAGACAUUGAAUAUCCAUUCGUACAGAAAGCCAAUGCCUAG